Messenger RNA from Falco peregrinus (peregrine falcon), 2857 nucleotides. It is a transcript of the gene PLK3, whose product is annotated as polo like kinase 3. Gene Ontology annotation, molecular function: ATP binding; protein binding; protein serine/threonine kinase activity. Gene Ontology annotation, cellular component: cytoplasm; nucleus; centrosome. Gene Ontology annotation, biological process: regulation of cytokinesis; mitotic G1/S transition checkpoint signaling; DNA damage response. The record is from RefSeq and is a predicted model, not a curated record. Bases 87 to 2021 code for a protein of 644 amino acids. The transcript has 15 exons. NCBI's taxonomy places the organism in Eukaryota, Metazoa, Chordata, Aves, Falconiformes, Falconidae.
GGACGGCAGCGCGCGCCGGCGGGGCCACGUGCGCGGGGCCUGACCCGCCCGAGCAGCCCCGCGAGCCGCCGUCUUCCGCGCCCGCCAUGGAGCCUACCGGGCUCUUCCCACCCUUCCCCGCCGCCUGCCUCCCCGCGCAGCCCGCCCCGGCGCCCCCGCACCGCGCGGCCGGGACCACCCGCAUCGUCACCGACCCGAUCUCCGGCCGCUCCUACAGCAAGGGCCGCCUGCUGGGAAAGGGUGGGUUUGCCCGAUGCUACGAAAUGACAGACCUCUCCAGCAACAAAACCUAUGCUGUGAAGGUCAUUCCUCACAGCCGGGUGGCUAAACCCCACCAGCGGGAGAAGAUAGCUAAUGAGAUCGAGCUGCACCGGGACUUGCACCACAAGCACAUUGUCAAGUUCUCCCACUACUUUGAGGAUGCAGAGAGCAUCUACAUCUUCCUGGAGCACUGCAGUAGGAAGUCCCUGGCCCACAUCUGGAAGGCCCGCCAUACUCUUCUGGAGCCUGAAGUGCGCUAUUACCUCAAACAGAUCAUCUCGGGCUUGAGAUACCUUCACCUCAAGGGCAUCCUGCACAGAGACCUCAAGCUUGGCAACUUUUUCAUUAAUGAAAACAUGGAGCUGAAAGUGGGGGACUUUGGGCUAGCUGCUUUCCAGCAUACCUCUGACCAGAAGAAAAAGACGAUAUGUGGGACCCCCAACUACCUGGCCCCAGAAGUGCUGCUGAGGCAGGGCCACGGGCCCGAGUCAGAUGUGUGGUCUCUGGGCUGUGUCAUGUACACCCUGCUGUGUGGGAACCCUCCCUUUGAGACCUCUGACCUCAAGGAGACCUACAGGUGUAUCAAGCAGGUGGAAUACACCCUCCCUGUCUUCCUCUCCCUGCCUGCCAAGCACCUCAUUGCUGGCAUCCUCAGACGCAACCCCCAGGACCGCCUCACGCUUGAGGAGAUCUUGGACCAUGAGUUCUUCAAGGGCUACACGCCUGAGAAGCUCCCUCCCAGCAGCUGUGUGAUGGCUCCAGAGCUGAGUCCCCCCAACCCAGCAAAGAGUCUGUUUGCUAAAGUCACCAAGACACUUUUUGGGAAGAAGUCAUCCAAGGCCAAGAAGGGCUCUUUGGAGGACAAGGAUGAUAUCUCCAGGCUGGUCACUGGGCUGAUGAAGACCUCUAUCUACCGGCAGAUGAGCUAUAAAACAGUGGAAGGGAAUGAGGUCCCUCCACAGGUCACCCCCCUAUCGUGCCGCAGUGCCAGCUCUAGUCCUGUGGAGACAGUGAUAGAGGAGACCUCUCACAAGUCUGCAUCCCCUUCCCUUCGGGGGACGAUGGCCAGCAGCUGUGAGGCCUUUGAAGACUGCAUCACUGCCUCUACCAUCAUAGAGUCAGCGGUUCGGCUCCUGCGGACCUGCCUCUCUUCCAUGCCCCCAGCGGAGAAAAACCCAGCUUCCCUGGCCCGCCAUGAGCAUUUUGUCUGGGUGAGCAAGUGGGUGGAUUACUCCAACAAAUAUGGCUUUGGCUACCAGCUCUCCAACCGCAGCAUUGGGGUCCUCUUCAACAACGGCACGCACAUGACCCUUUCCCCCAACCUCAGGACUGUGCAUUACAACCCGACCAACAACAAACACCUUGUUUUCUCUGUGGCUGCCAUCCCUGAGCAGCUGCAGGGACAGAUGAGUGUCUUGUGCUAUUUUGCAUCCUACAUGGAGCAGCAUCUCAUGGAGGGAGGUGACUUGCCCAGCAUAGAUGACCUUGGGCAGCCUGCCCUACUUCUGCAGUGGGUGAAGACUGAGCAAGCCUUGCUCAUGCUCUUCAGCAGCGGCACCCUUCAGGUGAACUUCUACAAUGACCACACCAAGGUGAUCAUUAGCAAACCUGACCAGUCCUGCCUUGUCACCUACAUCAACCGUGAGCGCAACUCCUACACCUACAAGUUGUGCAGCAUCCAGGAGCUGGGCUGCUCUCCUGAGCUCCACUACCGCCUCGAAUACAUCCUCAAGCUCCUCCAAGAACAGGCUGAGGCCUAGCAUGGGACCUUGGGGGGACCCUCUCUGGAUGUAGAGGUCUCCCCCUGCCCUCCUACUGGAUGGGAGGUAUGUUGUGGUGCUUGCUGCCCACCUGGGCACCCUGUAUCCUGGUGCUUAGCUGGAUUCUGGACUAAGACAUGUGGAUGUAGUUACAGCAGCAGGUCUGGUCAUCCUCGCUGCUUCCUGGCUCUGGGAGAUUGCUGCCUUCCUGCUGGCAGCUCCUGCUGUGGCUGUGCUGGUCUCAGAGUGGACUGGGGUGGCACGGGGGGGUGGGGUGGGUGAGUGGCCUGCAGCCAGCUUUGGGACUGGCUGUGCCUUGUUUGUGCCCUGGCUGGCAGCUGCCUGCAGUGAGGGCUUGGGCUGCCUUGCCCAGGGUGAUGCACCAGUUGCACAGACCCUCUGCAUGACAUGGAGAGGACCAGCACAGCCUUGACAUGAAGGCUCAGCUGCUGUGGGAUAGGGAAAACCUCUUCCCAGAGGUGGACAGGGGUGAAGGGCACUGCCUGCCCUGCCAGGGGCUGCGUGGGGCUGGUGUGUACUACUCCACAACUGCUACACUAAGGAGGGGGCUGUGCUGGGCCCAGCCAUGCCCUGUUUUGUGAAUUGUCUGGUACAACCUGAGGUUUGAUAAAGGGUGGGGGGGAUAGGAUUAGAGGGCUUGCCUGGAGAAGCCCUUGCUGGGACCUGGGGAGGUUUCUUGUUUCAAGGCAGUCUCUGCCAUGGGGGGGCUAUUUAUGCGUCUUAUUUAUAUGGAAUUAUUUAUUUUCCUGUUGAUCUGUCUAUGUGCAGCUCCCCUGUCCCUGACUCACCUUAAUAAAAACUUGUGUAAGGUCAAA